Misgurnus anguillicaudatus (oriental weatherfish) is the source of this 2993-nucleotide messenger RNA. RefSeq names its product TNF receptor-associated factor 1 (gene traf1). Gene Ontology annotation, molecular function: tumor necrosis factor receptor binding; zinc ion binding. Gene Ontology annotation, biological process: regulation of apoptotic process; signal transduction; regulation of canonical NF-kappaB signal transduction. Gene Ontology annotation, cellular component: plasma membrane signaling receptor complex; cytoplasmic side of plasma membrane. The record is from RefSeq and is a predicted model, not a curated record. Lineage: Eukaryota; Metazoa; Chordata; Actinopteri; Cypriniformes; Cobitidae.
UAUUUAAAAUCGUUUGUAUCACUUUCACUAGACAACUCGAUCAAAUAUUCUCCCGUUUUUUUGUACUAAAGCAAUUUUUUAUUACUGUUAUUCACAAAACACCCAACUGUGGCUAAUAAAUGGAUCUGCACGCAGUCAUUUUGGUCAAGCAGAACGCAAAAUUUCCGGGUGUUUGUUAACGGGGGAACCCCGUGGUGUUUUUUACCAUGGGUACACGAUAAAGUCAAAAGCAUAUCAAUAUGUCAUCAUCAGAACGUGCUGUUCCUACAGACAAGGCUUCGGUUUAAAAACACAAUGGCUUCGGUUGUACCAGAGUCCUUAAACGGGGGUUCAUCGACGCCGGGUGAGAAUGAAUACCCGUCGGGUUUCCCUCAGAGCAUCUGUGAUGAGCUGCCGAAGCAGAAGUAUCUGUGUAGUAACUGUAAUAAUGUAUUGAAUAAAGCGCGUCAGACGGUGUGCGGUCACCGAUACUGCCUCGCGUGUAUCAACUGGCUGCUCAGAAACAACAAGGACCUUGUGUGCACAAAGUGUAACGAAGAGGACCAGAGCGUUGAAAACGACACUAGUGUUUUGACUACUGACCAGUUUUUCAACGAUGCAGCUAUUAAUAAGGAAAUUUUGGACUUGAAAGUUCACUGUGCUAACCAAGGCUGCCCGUGGAGAAGCACCCUGAGGAACUUUGAGGAUCAUCAGAGUCAGUGUGAAUAUGCCCUGAUUCCUUGUAACAUCGGCUGCGGCAUUAUGGUUCAGAGGAAGGCAUUGGCCACACAUCUGGAGAGAGGUUGCCCUAACAAUAAGACAACAUGUACCUCUUGCUCUGUUGUCCUGACACCUAGAGAGCUCCAGAAGCAUGUAUGCCCCAACUCAGACAAGAAGACAGCGAAAGCAGAAAAAAGACAAAAGAAAGAUCAACCCAGCAACUCCAAAAAGAAAGAGCCAUGUGUUUUCUCAGAAGUUGGUUGUCCUUUCAAGGGAAACGUGGAUAAAGUCAAAGACCACGAGUCGUGCAGUCACGUUGGUCAUCUGCAGCUUCUCUUGGAGGUCACCAGGGGUCUUCAGCGUACAUUAAAUUCCCAAGAGAGAAGCCAUCACGAAAACCUUGACUUUCUUCAGCCUGGACAAAGUGGAGCUUCUCUUAUUUCUCAUGGUGAAGGCGAGGUCGAGACAGAUGGCGGUGACUCUGGUGUCAGCGAUAAGGCUUCCAGCCUCCAUGACGACCAGGCUGAACUUGCCGUGGGGCAGCAACUGGACGCCCUGCAGCAGAGAGUGCAGGUCAUAGAGAACAUCAUCUCAGCUUUAAACCGAGAGGUCGAGAAGACACAAAUCAGUGUGGUUGCGCUGGAGAGAGACAACCUUAACAAUCAACAGAUCAUUCAGCACCUAGAAGCAAAAGUGGCAGAGCAACAGCAGAGGAUGAUCAGAAAAGACAUUCACAUUACAUCCUUACAGCAGUGCAUCAGCGCCCAGCAGGACGUCUCGUAUGAUGGCACCUUUCUCUGGCGUUUGUGUGAUGUCACCAAGAGACUGAGAGAGGCGGCGACUGGACAAAAAAUCAGUCAGUACUCGCCAGCUUUCUACACUGCCAGGUAUGGAUUCAAAGUAUGCAUGCGGCUCUAUCUGAAUGGAGAUGGAGUUGGAAAAGGGACACACAUCUCUCUUUUCUUUGUUAUUAUGAAAGGAGAAUAUGACCCCAUUCUUUCAUGGCCAUUUAGACACAAGGUUACGUUCUUUCUCAUAGAUCAGAACCAGAGGGAGCAUGUCAUCGAUGCUUUCCGCCCAGACCUCUCCUCUGCUUCCUUUCACCGACCCAUCUCUGAGAUGAAUGUGGCCAGCGGCUGCCCCCUGUUCUUCCCACUGGGGAAAUUGAGGUCGCCUAAGCACGCCUACUGCAAGGAUGACACCAUCUAUAUCAAGUGCGUGGUGGAGACAUCCUCCUGAACCUGAUGGCCUGGCUGUUAAGGGGGACUGGAAAUUUAAGGGAGGAUGUUCACCAUCCUCAAAAAGUGUGGACUUGAUAGAUAUUUGAACAGAGUAUGAAAAUGUUUAUUUAUACAGUACAUUUAACUUUGUACAAAUUUAUUGCAUGUAAACUGAAAACUCAAUUGCUUGUCCAAUUAUUGUAAAUUUCACAUUUUUGCGUUACCACAAUUUCUACAAACAAAAAAUGUUACAAAGUAACAACCAUGAAAGAGUAUUCUUGUUGGACAUCCUGUUGCUCUUAUUGGUCUGGCCAAGAUUUUCAUCAGCAUCACAUCUGAUGUUUUCCAUUGCCAUGCACCGGGGGAAAACUCUCCUUGAAUGCCGCACCCAUUCCCUGCAACGAGAUUCCUUGUAUUCGUACAAAUCUUCCGAUUGCUCUUCCAGUUGCGGCAGUUCUCCAUUCUUAAAAAAAAUGUAGUGAUUGUGUUGUGAGCAAACUACAUGCUGUAUAAGCUCCCAAACUUUAUUGGUUGUGAUUACAAUUUUAUUGCUAUGGCAGGUUAUUUGACAAUUUAGGAGAUAUUACAAACAUCCCAUGUCAGAUAUUUGUGGAAUAUACAUGCAUGUGGCAGAUAUUGAUAAUUGAAUGUGAUGGCUUACAUGAUGAAAAAUAUUUGAGAAGUUGUAAAGAGUUUUACUGAGAAUUAACUCAUCAGUUUUGAUCAACAAGCCAUAUGCAUUUAGUUAUUGUGCAAACUGUAAAGUAUUGUAUUUAUUCUUUGCACACGUGUCAAAACACUUGCAUUUCCUUAAAUCAAUAAGAAAUCCCAAUAUGAUGUGAACAAGAAACUAAUUGUACAAAGAUCUGAACUUAUUGUUUUGAAAAAAAAAUCUCAUUUGAGAAUUAAGCCAAAGCAAUUGAAAAAAAAAUACUGUAAAUGAAAAGUUUAAACUGUUUGAUGCAUUGUUUAAUUCAGAUGAGAGCUCUCUUAAGCUGUUUUUUGUACAUCGAGUAAAAUCGAAUUUGCAAUGCUUUUGUUUCUUUGGGAGUAUAAAUAAAAUAUGUUUUGAUA